GUAAGGCAGUUAAGGUACAUGCUUAUAUCAAUCAAAGGGCAUUGUUGUUGAAUAUGAUGAGGAGAUACACAAAGCAAAGAAAUUUGGUAAAACCCGCCAAGACAAGAUUCGCAACAGCUUUUUUGACUUUGUAUAGUUUUUAUAAGCAAAAGAAAAAUUUGAGAACUUUGUUUAUGUCAACUGAAUGGAAUGAGAGUAUCUAUUCAAAGGAAACUCUUGGUAAAGAAGUUGCAAGACACAUUAUUAGUCCAUUUUUUUGGAAUGACGUUGUUCAAGCACUUAGAGUUGGUGGUCCUUUAAUUCAUGUACUUCGUAUGGUGGAUGGGGAGAAAAAACCACCAAUGGGUUACAUUUAUGAAGCCAUGGACAGGGCCAAAGAAAGUAUUGAAAAGGCAUUCAAUUAUGAUACAAGGAAAUAUAAAAGUGUUUUUGAAAUCAUUGAUGCAAGGUGGACAGAUCAACUUCAUCAACCUUUGCAUGCAGCGGGACACAUUUUGAACCCAGGGCUCUAUUAUAAAAAUAAUGACAUGAAGACUUUAACUGAAGAUGUGUGGCAGGGAUAUCAUAAAUGUGUUGAGAGGAUGAUCCCAGAUAAAAAUUUGCAAGACAAAAUAGGGGAGGAGCUUGGUGUGUACAUGAAAGCGGAUGGCCUACUUGGAAUUGAAUCAGCCAUUAGAGCUAGAACCUUAAGGUCACCAGUUGAAUGGUGGAUGCAAUAUGGUCAUAAUGUCCCAAACUUGCAACAGUUUGCUAUUAGAGUGCAAAGUUUAACUUGUAGCGCAUCCGGUUGUGAGAGAAAUUGGAGCGUGUAUGAACAUAUUCAUAGUAAAAAGAGAAAUAGGCUUGAGUUGACACGCCUCAAUGAUCUAGUGUUCAUCAAAUAUAAUAGAACAUUGGCGCGUCGUUACAAUGCUCGUAAUACCAUUGAUCCAAUUUUGUUGGAUAGUAUUGAUGAGGCAAAUGAAUGGUUAACCGGAGCACCCCAAGAUCACCAAGAUGAAGAAGUGUAUGAAGGAGAAAGUCUCACUUAUGGUGAUGUUUCUAUGGCAAGUGGUGUUGAGGAGAAUAUUUAUAGUUUUAGGGGGAGUACUUUAAGGGGCAAUGAAAGAGGAGCUAGAGGUUCCAGUUCAAGUCGAAACCUUGUUGAUGAGCCUUCUGAUGAUGAAGAAGAUGAUGACCAAGUAGAACCCUUGGUUAUGGCACUUGAAGAGUUUGAGGAUCUUGUUGAAGAAUAGGAGUUUGAUUCUUUUGUGAUUUAAUUAUGUUUUUGAUUUUUUGCUUUAUAUGUUAUGACUUAUGAGUAUUAUUGACUAUCUAUUUACUUUUAAUCUAAGAAUAUAUUACCUCUAUUCAGUUAUUUAAUAUUUUUUUAUUUUUAUACUAAA
Molecule: messenger RNA, 1385 nt
Organism: Solanum verrucosum
Lineage: Eukaryota; Viridiplantae; Streptophyta; Magnoliopsida; Solanales; Solanaceae
Exons: 3
Coding region: 54-1235 (393 amino acids)
Molecular function (GO): protein dimerization activity
Source: RefSeq, a predicted model, not a curated record